AUGCAGCCUCGCCAGGUGGACUCCGUAAUGCAUUUGAUCGAUCAGUUUUGUCCGGAUAAGGUAAACGAGAUCGACCGCGAUGCCUUUGGUGCCGCCCUGGAAGCUAAUCCUUUUACAUGCAUUGUCAAAUUAAACGAUCUCGAGGAGGAGGAAGAGGAGGACGAUACCGUGAAUAAUCAUCCUAAUAAACGAAAAGAAGAAGCGAAGGAGGAGGAGGAAGAGGAGGUUUAUGGACUUGCAUCGGCUUUUGAUCUAAACUAUGAGCUUCGUUCGCAUCCCAAGGCGUUUAAACCGCUUUGUGAUAUUUUGAAAAACACGAUUUGGCGAGUGAUUUUGCCUGGCAUUCCCCCGACUGAUCUUUUACUUUCUACCAUUGCUUCCACCCCUGAUGAAAGCGAAUGCAUGGCUCAAUAUCGUCUGUUUAUCAUGGAGUACGUUCGCAAUGUGCCGCUCGAGCUCACAGUGGAGAUUAUGGAGGAUUUAAUACGUCGUGUGGAGGAGGAAAAUAAUAAUAUUAAUAAUAGUAAUACUAAUCACACGCAACCUUUGAAAAAGGCGCACACCAUUCCCCCCCCGUGCGGGUUUGCCCUAUUAGCUAAAAUCCAGCGCGCGAAGCAGGCAUCCGCUGGUAAACCCCCGAAUGCCGAUAAAUCGCGUAAAAUGAAAGAAAAGGCGCGAGAUUCACAGGCAGCCUCCGCGGUAGAGGAUAAUACGUUUGACCUUUCACAGUUUAUCUUCUGGCGGGAGGAGGAGGAGGUUUUAUUUCGACAUCGCGAUCAGCGAAUCGCGACGUGGGCGUAUCGUUGUCGUCCGCAGUACAUUGAGCAGCCUACGCAGGAGAUCCCGAUUUCCUUGCUCUUCAUAAUUAAACCUGAGUCGAUGAAGAAGGCUGUCGAGGAGAUUAAAAAACAUGCAAGCACACUUGCCGACAUUGUUCACUUUUAG
This is a messenger RNA of Phytomonas sp. Hart1, 945 nucleotides long. Lineage: Eukaryota; Euglenozoa; Kinetoplastea; Trypanosomatida; Trypanosomatidae. The record is from the annotation of a GenBank genome assembly.